Molecule: messenger RNA, 4735 nt
Organism: Asterias rubens (European starfish)
Lineage: Eukaryota; Metazoa; Echinodermata; Asteroidea; Forcipulatida; Asteriidae
Product: neuronal acetylcholine receptor subunit alpha-4-like
Exons: 6
Coding region: 1-1554 (517 amino acids)
Biological process (GO): monoatomic ion transmembrane transport; signal transduction; chemical synaptic transmission
Cellular component (GO): neuron projection; postsynaptic membrane; synapse
Molecular function (GO): transmembrane signaling receptor activity; acetylcholine-gated monoatomic cation-selective channel activity
Source: RefSeq, a predicted model, not a curated record
AUGACUGGGACCUUGCAGUCAACGGUGGACACAUUAAGAGGUUGCCUGGCAUCGGAAGCGGCUGACAGACUAUUCUACAAGCUCGUAAAGACAGAAAGCCUCAAGUCCCAGUAUGCCAGUCUAAUCAGACCCGUGAUUAAUGAAUCCGAAACGGUUAUGGUCACCUUUGGCUUAUCGCUGUCUCAGUUAAUUGACAUAGACGAGAAGAACCAGAUCAUGACGACGAGUGUCUGGGUCAGACACAAAUGGGUAGAUCGCUACCUCACGUGGGAUCCAGAAGACUACGAUGGGAUUACGUCACUACACAUACCUUCAUCUCAAAUAUGGAGACCGGAUAUACUUUUAUAUAAUAACGCUGACGGUUACUACGACGUUAAAUUUCUAGUCAACGCCAUCGUCUUUUACAACGGUUCCGUCACAUGGCUUCCACCCGCAAUCUACAAGAGCUCCUGCAAGAUCAACAUCGAGUUUUUCCCUUUCGACGAGCAGCACUGCCUGAUGAAGUUCGGCCCGUGGACCCACGAGAGCAGGAAGGUCGACAUGGUACUCGAGACGAACAUCGUAGACCAGGAGGACUACUCCGAGAAUGGCGAGUGGAGGAUCGUGGAGUCACCCGCCAAGAGGAACGUUAAGGAGUACCCGUGUUGCGACGAGGCGUACGUGGAUGCGACUUUUAAGUUCGUGCUGCACAGGAAGCCCUUGUUCUACGUAGUCACCUUGGUUAUUCCUUGUAUCCUAAUCUCGUUCAUGACGAUCUUAGUCUUCUAUCUUCCAGCAGAUGCCCAGGAGAAGAUCACCUUAUCCAUCUCCAUCCUCCUCGCCUUGAUUGUGUUCCUUCUCCUCAUCCCGUCCAUCAUUCCGCCGACCUCUACCACACUGCCUCUCAUCGGUCGAUACAUGCUCUUCACAAUGGUGCUAGUUACUUUGUCCAUCACGGUCACUGUCGUGGUGAUUAAUAUCCACUUCCGGAGCAGCAGAACUCACGUCAUGCCCGAUUGGGCCCGGACGGUUUUCCUCUACUACCUGCCGAAGAUGCUGAACAUUUCACGGCCUGGUGGUGUGGAGCUCCCGCCCGGAAAGAAUUACAAAGCCAUGAAGAAACAUACAAACUAUACGCCGUCGAACUACGCCCCGCUCCGAGGGAAGUACUUCUACGACCGGAAGUUCAUGAGGUCCGGAGCGAAGUAUAUGGUGAACACAAUCACGCCUUCGUUGCUCGAGGAGAUCCGGUAUCGAGAUCGCCAAUAUUCGGAUUCGACAGAUUCCAUACCAUUAUCGAAGGAAUGUUCCGAACUAAUCGAUCAUGUGGAAACAAUUGCAAAACAUUUCCAAAUGGAGGAUGAACAUUACAAAGUCACUGAAGACUGGAAGUUCAUUGCCAUGGUAAUCGAUCGCGUCUUUAUCUGGGUGUUUGCCAUUGCGUGUCUGUGCGGGUCUCUGGGCAUCAUCCUACGGUCCCCGGUCUUCUGGGAAGGAGAUGACUACCACGAGAUGGCCAAUUUCACCAGACGCAUAACGGUCAACACAACGCUGUAUGGACGGCCGUCCACCUGAUGCAUCGUCCCCAUGGACGGCCGCCCAUCUGAUGUCUCGACCCCUUGUAUGGACGGCCACUCAUCUGAUGCAUCGUUUCAAUGUAUGGACGGCCGCCCAUCUGAUGCAUCGUUCCCUAUAAAUGGAUGGCCGCCCAUCUGAUGCAUCGUCCCCAUGUAUGGACGGCCGCCCAUCUGAUGCAUCGUUCCCUAUAAAUGAAUGGCCGCCCAUCUGAUGCAUCGUCCCCAUGUAUGGACGGCCGCCCAUCUGAUGCAUCGUUUCAAUGUAUGACGGCCGCCCAUCUGAUGUAUCGUCCCCAUGUAUGGACAACAGCCCAGUUGAUGCAUCCCCAUGUAUGGACGGCCGCCCAUCUGAUGCAUCGUUCCCCAUAAAUGGAUGGCCGCCCAUCUGAUGCAUCGUCCCAAUGAUGGACGGCCGCGCCCAUCUGAUGCAUCGUCCCAAUGAUGGACGGCCGCGCCCAUCUGAUGCAUCGUGCCCAUGAACGAACGCUCCCUCAUCGGUGACAGACAUCGGUCGCCAUUUUGUAUGGCUGGCCCACGAAAAGUCAACACUGUUUGGCAACAAACAGUAAUGCGUCCAUGUGACACUUUAAAGUUUAAGCAAUUAUUUCGUACUUUUUUUAUUUCGUCCAAUUAUACAUUUUGGUCUGUCUAUGAUAAUGUUUGGGAAAGUGGGAGUGAUGGAGUUUGGAAUUCCGUUCAGUGUAGUAGCUUUAACGACAGUCAUUAAAGACGGCUUUUGAUUCUUGAAAGCAUCGGUCUUGUUUGUCAUUAAUCCGGGACUUUUCUGUGGUCAAAUCCGGGUCAGAUUGACCCUUCACAAUUGUACAGACCCUGCAUAUGAAUUGCGGAUCGAGAAAAAAAAUAAAAAUAAACCGGAUCAGGUCAGUUCCGGUGUACAAACACAAUGCAAGAUCCUCAAGAAGUAUUUGACCCGGAACAAACUGUCAGUUUAAUACCACUGACUCAAAAACAAUAACCGGACCGGGUCACCGGGCCAGGUCAGUUCCGGUAUACAAACACAAUGCAAGAUCCCGUCAGUUCAAGGAGUAUUUGACCCGGAACAAACUAUCAGUUUAAUAUCACUGAUUCGUGUAAAAUCAAGGUCAAAACCAGACCAGAUUCCGAGAUUGGAAAUGGUGUUAGAAAUUCUAACCGCCCCGCCCCAUGACAUUGCAUUUCCAGAUAAUUAAGCGAGCCUCCCAGAACAGUUCGGUAGUAAUUCCGAUAAUCAAUAAACCGCCAACGAAACAUUGUGUCGUCGCCCCCCCCCCCCCCCAACAUGUUACAGUGCACGUAAAACCAUUUCAAACAAACCAAUUGCUAUGGUUUCAGGGGUUGUAUUGGUGAAAAGAAAGGUUUUCCAUUUAACAACAAAGACAAGUCAAUUAUGAUCAAACUCUUUGAGACUGUAAUUUCCUUUUUAAAGUUUAGAACUCCUGAGAAAAGAAUCUGUGCUGAACUGUGGAAGGUCUCCAGUGUACAUCAGUCACUGACUAGAAACAUACAUUCUGACUAGAAAUUUGUCAAAGAAAAUCCAACAGUACAUUGUUCCAUUAGAAGCGGGAUACGUACUGUACAUUAUAAUAACCUUACAUUAUAAAAACUCAUGGUCAGAGUUACCCCGGGUUCCGAAAACCGGACCCAUUUUUGGUCACAAUGACCCGGAACCAGUCAAACUGACCCCAAAACUGUAUCAAAACUGGCACAAAAUUCGAGAUAAAACGUUCACAUUCUGAACCUCCUUCUAGUUCAGAAUUAACCCGUUUUUAAGGAACCUGACCCAUUCCUGGAUCACCAUGAAUUAGUCAAAUUUACCCAAAUCUGCUUCAAACUCGCGCAAAAUUCGAGUUUAAAAAGUCCUCAUUCCUAGCCAGUUUCAAGGUCAGCAUUAACACGGGUUCCGGAAACCUGACCCACUUCGGGUCACAAAGAACCGGAACCAGUCAAACUGACCUGAAACUGUAUUACAUUGGCGCAAAAUUUGAGUUUAAAAAGUCCACAUUCUUAACCAGUUUCCGGGUCAGACUGACCCAGAUAUAGGAUCAGACCUCUCCUGGACGUGGAAUCCGGGUGAAUUCCGACCCGAGAGUUUAAAACGAGUAUACCUUUCAUUAAUUUAUUAACUCACUGUACAAACUCACAUAGAUCUUCCAAUUUUGAAAACUUUAUACGACAGUUUGAUUAAUGUUUUGAUCCUCUCUUUUUUCCCACAGGCGAAGAUAUUAAUUAAGAAAAAUAUUAAUUAAAAUGCAUGCUUUCUUUUUUUAAAACUCAAUACAAUAAAUACAAGAUCGGGUACUUUGGGAUUCUUGAGAGGCUUAAUCAAACAAAAUGCAUUGGAUCGGUGGAUUUCAUUAUAGACAAAUCCUAACGCAUUAGAUAUUUUUGUUUAGUUGAAGACUUUAAUGUCUUCUUUUAAUACCGUGGUUUUCCGCUGGCUCGGUCCGUAGCUUGUCUCUAGUUACUAAUUGCACGUCUGUCUUCCAAUGGGAAUCACUGUACAGUUUACAAUCAAUUUGAAUGUACAAGGUUGUACUUUAACUUGACUCUUCACUUUGAGCGAGGACUUCGGCCGGAACUGAUCCCAUUCUUUCUCCUUAUUGUUUUUUUUCCAAACAAACUCACACAGGCAAAAACAAUUAAAGGCAACCUUACGGGGUUUUGUUUCUCAUUGAUUAUUUGAACCCCAUCCACACGACAGAUGUACCUUUAAGUCACACCUACUAACGGUACUCUUCAUCUCCAGCCGAUCAAACCAUAGUACUUAAAUGGUUCUUUAUAAUACUUGCUAAAAUUACACGUGUGUUACCAACCUUCAACUCAAUUUCAUUUCAAUCAACGUUUAUUUCCAUAUUGGUGAAAAAGGGAAAAUCAUAUACAAAUAAAGUACAAAUUGUUACGUUACUUCUUUCUUCAGCAUGUUUGAGCCACACCAUAAAAUAAUGUAAUAAAAAAUAUAGAUACGAACAGCCGAACAAAGUUACCUUAACAAGUCAUUAAAAAAAUAUACUCAGUUUAGGGUAGCUAGGAAAGGCCAUGCUAAAAACAAAAAAAAGCCUCCUGCUUAAAUUGAAUGCUAGACUCGAAGUGUUGUUCAAAAUUAUAUCAACCUCUUUAAUACAUGGAAAUUUGCAUCGGGGAUAAAGAAUAUUAAGUUUGAUUUUACCCAUAUACACCGA